Megalops cyprinoides (Indo-Pacific tarpon) is the source of this 1792-nucleotide messenger RNA. RefSeq names its product tRNA-dihydrouridine(20a/20b) synthase [NAD(P)+]-like. The coding region runs from base 131 to 1546 and encodes 471 amino acids. NCBI's taxonomy places the organism in Eukaryota, Metazoa, Chordata, Actinopteri, Elopiformes, Megalopidae. The record is from RefSeq and is a predicted model, not a curated record. Gene Ontology annotation, biological process: tRNA processing. The transcript is spliced from 13 exons. Gene Ontology annotation, molecular function: flavin adenine dinucleotide binding; tRNA dihydrouridine synthase activity.
CUAACGUCUGCUAGUUACAAAAAGCCACGCUUUGAAUAAUGCGCUCAUGUGAGAGGGAAUGGACCACAGUGAAUGCUGUCCAAAACAUCGAAUAGUUUCCCUAGCCUGAUUUGCAUUAUUUAAGAGGGGAAUGAACGCCGACAUGGACCCGACUAACAUAAUGGACAUGUUUGAAACGGGCAAAGUCCUCAAAAUAUGCGCACCGAUGGUCCGUUACUCGAAGUUGGCAUUCAGAUCCCUAGUGCGGAAAUAUGGCUGUGAUAUAUGCUUCACUCCGAUGAUCGUUGCGGCCGACUUCAUGCGAUCUGUCAAAGCUAGAGACAGUGAGUUUACAACUAGCCCAGGGGACCGCCCCCUGGUCAUGCAGUUUGCAGCCAGUGAUGCCCAGACUCUGGCUGAUGCAGCUUGCGUGGUCGCCCCGUACACCGAUGGAGUGGAUCUGAACUGCGGCUGCCCUCAGAGGUGGGCAAUGGCAGAAGGAUAUGGGGCCUGCUUGAUCAACAAGCCUGAGCUGGUCAGAGAUAUGGUGCGCCAUGUCCGAAAUCAAGUGGACAAUCCUAACUACUCGGUUUCCAUCAAAAUAAGAAUCCACAAGGACCUCAGGCGGACAGUGGACCUGUGUCAGAAGGCAGAGGCGGCCGGAGUGUCCUGGAUCACUGUCCACGGCCGGACAGCAGAGGAGCGCCACCAGCCGGUCCACUACGACGCCAUUAAGACCAUCAAGGACAGCGUCUCCAUCCCGGUUAUCGCCAAUGGCGACAUCAAAAACCUCAGAGACGUGGAGUCCACCCAUCAGCUGACUGGAGUUGAGGACCCGCGCCUGAAGAUGACCCUGCAAUGGACAGCCGUGGCACUCUUCCUCUAUGUGGAGAUCGCAGUAAUUCUCAUCCUCAGUCUACCCUUCAUAUCACCACUGAGAUGGCAAAGAAUCUUCAAGUUUAGCAUAUGGGACAGACUUGCACCAUUCUGGAAUAAAGUCUUCCUGACAAUGAUAAUAAUUCUCAUUGUCCUUUUCCUUGACGCUGUGAGGGAAGUGAGGAAGUACUCGGGAGCGGAACCCUCCAAAGAGGCCAAGCUGCACCCCAACAUGUUUGAUCACCUGCACAUGAAGCUGUUCCGUGCCCAGAGGAACCUCUACAUCUCUGGAUUCUCCCUCUUCCUCUGGCUUGUCAUGAGGCGUGUGGUCACCCUGAUAAACCAGCUGGCGACGUCCAUUGGGACGGGGUCAGCCCUGCAGACGCAGGUAGAGAGUGUCAACCAGGCGGCCAAGAAGUACAUGGAGGACAACGAUCACCUGAAACGGGCCCUGGAGAUGGAGAGGGUAGAGAAGAGGAGUGCUGAAGGGAAGGAGGUGCUCAGGAGGGAGGUUCAGAAGCUGAAGGUGGAGCUGGAGACUGCAGAGAAUGCUCUGAAGAAGUCUCGCGCUGAAGUGGAAGCUAUGAGGAGACAGUCACAGGGCCUAACUCAGGAAUAUGACCGGCUGCUAAAGGAGCACCAGCAACUACAGAAUCAGCAACAAGGCCCUGGAGAUAAGAAAGACCAGUAGGAGAGAAAGUGGUCUGAAGUUCCAGGUUUACACACUGAACACAGAGAGCAUCACACUGCUACCUGUCCGUCCUUACACUGAAGAGCUCCGAAAGUCCCAGGCAGGUCACCUGCCCCAGCCCCCAAUAGCAUAUACCCAGAAUAAUAAGGGAAACUAUAUAUGUAUAUUUAAAUUAACUUUUGUUCCUUUAAGACAGGUUACUCAUCACUGAAUGAAUACAGAUGUUCAUGAACACAGUAGAAUAUA